Amphimedon queenslandica is the source of this 1133-nucleotide messenger RNA. Its product is annotated as phytanoyl-CoA dioxygenase, peroxisomal-like. NCBI's taxonomy places the organism in Eukaryota, Metazoa, Porifera, Demospongiae, Haplosclerida, Niphatidae. Gene Ontology annotation, biological process: fatty acid alpha-oxidation. The record is from RefSeq and is a predicted model, not a curated record. The coding region runs from base 24 to 1022 and encodes 332 amino acids. Gene Ontology annotation, molecular function: phytanoyl-CoA dioxygenase activity. The transcript is spliced from 8 exons.
CCCUUUAGCUGUGUCUGCUAAAAAUGGCUCAAAAAAGGUUGGAGACAUUGCUAGGUCAUCUUAAACCUGAGGAAAGAGGGCCUCAGUUGACUCUAAAUCCUACGGCAGCUUCAACAGCAACCCUUACAUACCGGUAUACCACUCAAGAGAGUGCACGGGUCCUCACUCCUGAGCAAAGGCAGUUUUAUGAGGAUAAUGGUUUCCUAGUGGUUCGUCGUUUAGUGCCAGGAGAUAAACUGGAGGUGUUUCAUGAUCGUUUUAAGCAAAUCUGCAGGAAAGAAGUAGACGUACCUGGUUUGACCAUUAUGAAAGAUGUUGCUAUUGCCAAGUCAGAGUUUGACACAAAUGAGAGAGCUGUGACUAAGAUUCAAAACUUUCAACAUGAUCCUGUUCUAUCAAACUAUUGCAGUCUGCCUGAUAUAUUAAAGUAUGUUGAGUGUUUUACCGGCCCUGACAUAAUGGCCAUGCACACAAUGCUCAUUAACAAACCGCCAGAUCCUGGAUCAAAAACAAGUCGCCAUCCAUUACACCAAGAUUUAUAUUACUUUCCUUUCCGACCUGCUGACUCUAUCGUGUGCUCUUGGACUGCCAUGGAAAGAGUUAAUAGGCAAAAUGGUUGUUUGGUGGUCCUGCCUGGAACGCACAAAGGAGAAUUAUGGAAACAUGAUUAUCCUAAAUGGGAGGGAGGUGUCAAUAAAAUGUAUCAUGGUAUUGUGGACUAUACCGAAGGUAAUGAGCGUGUUCAUUUGGAAAUGGAAGCUGGUGACACAGUGUUCUUUCAUCCCAUUCUUAUCCAUGGCUCUGGAAUGAAUAGAACUAGUGGAUUUAGAAAAGCCAUAUCAUGUCACUAUGCUAGUUCACACUGUCAGUAUGUCUCUGUUGGAGGAACAGUCCAAGAAAAAAUUGCUAAAGAAGUUGAAGACAUUGCACAAAAGAAAUUAGGGCCAGAUGCUACAAUUACUUUUCAAGAUGCUUGGGCUAUCCGCUCCUUAUGUGUCAAAGGAAAUAGAGUUAACUUGUGAAAUUUUUGUGUGCUGUGUACUUUUAAAAUUAUUUAUUACUACCAUGUUACACAUCUAGAUAAAAUGUGUGCUGCAUAUUAUAAUAGACUAAAUAAUUAUUAUUCAUAGAGA